This is a messenger RNA of Paralichthys olivaceus (Japanese flounder), 4431 nucleotides long. It is a transcript of the gene b3gat1a, whose product is annotated as beta-1,3-glucuronyltransferase 1 (glucuronosyltransferase P) a. NCBI's taxonomy places the organism in Eukaryota, Metazoa, Chordata, Actinopteri, Pleuronectiformes, Paralichthyidae. The record is from RefSeq and is a predicted model, not a curated record. Gene Ontology annotation, biological process: carbohydrate metabolic process; chondroitin sulfate proteoglycan biosynthetic process. Gene Ontology annotation, molecular function: galactosylgalactosylxylosylprotein 3-beta-glucuronosyltransferase activity. Gene Ontology annotation, cellular component: Golgi membrane.
GAGAAGUAGAAGAAGGGGGGGAAGAAGAGGUGAGGAGCCGCGGAGCAAAAACACAUACAUCGCUGCCUGGGAGACUCUGACGUCUCCCCUCAUGCGUCUGUUUCAGCGCGUGUGAGCGCAAGAGGAGCAGAGAGGAGCAGAGAGGAGGGGAGGAGGAGAAUAAAUCCUGGGAGCUGGUGUCCUCUCUUUGCUCUGUAUCACCUUCUUCUUCUUCUUUCUUUUUUUUUCUUCUUUAUCUCCAUCAUCCAAGGCAUGAAGGGGGGUGUCCGCUGGCACGGCAGAAUAAAAGAAGGGGAUGCUCUGAACGCUGCCUGUCUUUCGACAAGGGACAAGGAAGAGGAACGGGGGGACAACAGCACACGGCGGGGACAAAAACAGGAUUUCUAGAAUGAAUGGGAGUCCUUCUGCCGCCUGCACUGGGAAUAGCAGUCUCACACUGAAGUCUCUUGAAUGAGGGGCCAGCCCUGAGGACGUGAAACUUGUCGGGAGAGUUUGGAUGCCACCAGUGACACUGUUUUUUACCACCUUGAGUCGCACGUGUCUCCGCUCUCCAGACGGGUGCCAAUCAAGGCCGGCUUGAGGCGAAGAGUUGUGACAGACGCAAAAAAGGAAAGGAAUACACUGGAGGCGGGGCCUGCGCUUGCUGCAGACGAGCAGAGGAUUGCUUAUCUGGACCUGAGGUUCCCCGUCAGAAAGCAAACAAGAAAUGGUCGGCUGAGAUGGAGGACGCCACUGAUACGACACUCGUCCAGUUCAUAGUGUGGCCUUCUGUGCUGCGCAUCACCAGUGGUGACAUAAUCCAGUUCUAACUGUGGGUAAUGCCGAGCCAAAUAACCAAUCCUGGAGAUGCCGAAGAGAAGAGAUAUUCUUGCCAUCGUGUUGAUCGUUUUACCCUGGACUCUGCUCAUCACUGUUUGGCACCAAAGCGCUAUAGCUCCACUCCUCGCCAUCCGCAAGGCCUGUCACCACCUAGUAAAAGAGAUCUUUAUCAUUCCAGAGAGGCUUGCAGUCCGCCACCACCGGCUCUCAGAUGAUGGAGUCGAGGGGAAGAGGGAAGCAGGCGGCCAGGCGCAGGACUCCAAAGAAUACUGUGCCUCAGAUAAGGACAUAGUGGAGGUGGUAAGGACAGAAUAUGUGUAUACACGGCCUCCACCCUGGUCUGAUGUGCUGCCUACUAUCCACAUCAUCACCCCUACAUACAGUCGACCGGUGCAGAAAGCAGAGCUGACACGGCUGGCAAACACCUUCCUCCAUGUUCCCAACCUGCACUGGAUCCUGGUGGAGGACUCACAAAGGAGAACGCCUCUUGUUACGAGGCUCCUACGAGAAACAGGGCUGAACUACACCCACCUCAAUGUAGAGACGCCCAGGAACUAUAAGCUGCGGGGUGACACUCGGGACCCCAGAAUACCGCGAGGGACCAUGCAAAGGAAUCUGGCCCUGCGGUGGUUGAGGGAGACCUUCAACGCCAACAGUAGUCAAGCUGGAAUCGUCUACUUUGCUGAUGAUGACAACACAUACAGCCUGGAGCUGUUUGAGGAGAUGAGAUCGACUCGGAAAGUUUCAGUGUGGCCUGUGGCCUUUGUGGGCGGCUUGCGAUACGAGUCCCCCAAGGUCAAUGCAGCUGGAAAGGUCUACGGCUGGAAGACAGUGUUCGACCCCCAUCGGCCCUUUGCCAUCGACAUGGCCGGCUUUGCCAUCAACCUGAGACUCAUCCUCUUCAAGCCACAGGCAUAUUUUAAGCUUCGUGGGGUGAAGGGAGGCUACCAAGAGAGUAGUUUGCUCCGGGAACUAGUCACACUCAACGACCUGGAGCCUAAAGCAGCCAAUUGCACUAAGAUACUUGUUUGGCACACGAGAACGGAGAAACCUGUACUUGUGAACGAGGGGAAAAAAGGAUUCACAGACCCCAAUGUGGAGAUCUGACUGUUUUCCCUCGAUAAACCCACGGUGGCUGGCCUUGGACUUACAUAGAAAGAAAACGGCCGAGUCUCUUGAUAAGUGCAACCAGUGUUCACCUCUUAAUCACCAGAAAAUGAAAGGAAGUGGGGGCCUUUGAAGUGGGAUUUAAUCCUCUUAACUGAGUCGAACAUUUUUUAGAAUAUGGACUAAAUCAGUAAAAAUGUAUCAUAUCAAAGCACAGUGAGUAAGAGGUGGCGGAUGUUUGUCAGGACUGAAGUGCAGAGGACGUAAAGAGGAAGCCUCACAGGGGCGUGGACAGUCGUGACCUGCACCUUACACCGAGGACAACCUAACAAAAGAGACAGCACAACAUGAAAGGAGAACAACCAGCGGAUUCGACCAAACAAGCAGGUUAAAGAAAAUCCUUCACCUCAAUAGAAAAAAAAACAUUAAGAAAGUCAAACACUUAUUGUCUGGAUCUGCACACGGUACAAAAGAGAAAAUCCUCUUGGAUCUACGGACCUGGCCAACAUCAUCAGUCUGGAUAAAAACAACACUCCAAGGACAAAUAUGUCUCAUGUGGAUUUUCCUUUGAGCAAACACAAACAUGGAAAGGGAAGGAAUGUUCUUUUGAUAACUAUGAAAUGUUUGCUUUAAUUUAAUUUAAUUGGACUGGGUGUUUCCAAGCACUUGACUUACACGCUCAAUACUACUGACUCUUUACGACAUUUACUCUUGGGUUGUCAUUGUUCAUUUUAUAGUAUCAUUAAAACUCAUGCAUUUAAGCCACUUGUACACUUGAAGGGAGACUGAGACAGUAAAGCAAUCCUAGCAUCUUUCUGAGCAUAACAAUUUAGAUAAUAAAACUAAAACAAUGUUCCUUUGAACGACGGCGUAAUAACGGCCAUUGUAAGACAAAAAAAAAAAACAAGCCAGGGGAAGGGAAAUUUUAGAUAAUAAACACUUUCCAUCCUUACAGUUAAAAGAGUAUGAUAACAUAAAAAUAUCCUUUUUAGAUUGAAGUUAUUCAUUUACAAAAAAGUAGUGUCAACCCAUUCACUUCUGUCAAGGGACGGCCUGCAAAGUAGCAAUAAGGAAUUACUCAUGACAUUUGCCGAUGAUCAGGCUGUAGAGAGGGAAAGGGAAUCUGCAGGAGCUGAGGAAGGCUGAGCUGUGAGCUGGGGAUCAGACUGACGAGACAGGGGGUUGAGUAAAGCUGGAGACCGGUGGACAUGAGCUGGCUAUCAAGAAGUGUGUUGUGUCGCAAGUGUGGCAGGCAAACACAGUGUAGUCCUGAAGCUCAUGUACAACAUCUCCCAAGAUUUUCCAAAACGUUGGUGUUUUUGUUCCAUCUUUAAUGACGGAAAUUCUGUAUUUUAGUUUUUUUUAUAAUAUCCUCUCCUCCUCCCCUGGCUCUGUUAUUGAUCUCAAUUCAUUUUAUUUAGAAUUUUUAUCAAUGGCCUUAGCGCGCUGUUGUACCCUUGUGGCAACAUGUGUAAAUAAUAAUUCAAAAACAGAACAAUCACAGGAUUAAAGAAACAUUUUGGCCAUUGUACUGUAUUUAUAUGUUAAAAAAAACGAAGAAAAAAAAGUCUCCCCUCUCUCCCCCUGGUGAAUUCCUCACAAUGAUGCACGACAAGGCACAGGUUCACUCUAGGUUCAAUGCAUGGGAAGAGUAAUAGCACAUCACCUCUUUCAUUUGGUAUUAGAAGCUCCAGGGUGUGACAUAUUCAUAAAGCAUAGACAAGAACAUCCAAUCAGCUACACGAGAGGCUCGCGAACGUUGACCUGAUCCUCAUGUUAUCUCUCGCAUUCAGUGUCAUUUCUGACAUUGUGGGGAACCAGUGUGUCAUUUUAGCGAGUUAGUAUUUCCCCUCGUCUAUGCACGAUCACACAUUAACGAGGGUCAGCCACGUGCAAGAUUAAUAAAGUGCAGGAGCAUCAAAGCUCCAACAUAUUGGUUUUACACAGCUUUGUCAGUCCCUCUCCUCUCUGAAAAAUACACUCAGAAUUGUACACGUAGACACUCAGGAUUCAUCUGCUGACUUUCAACACAACUCACCUUCCAGCAGCUGAUAACUAAUUUAAAUUGUUCAUGCAUGGCCCCCAGAAUAUUUUGUUUUUUAUAAAAACUUGAAAUGAUGAAAUAAGAUGCUUCUCUGGAGUGACCGCUGACAAAAGAAAAGCACAAGUAAAUUAGAAAUCGUAUUUUUUGCCAUCUUCAGUAUUAGGGAGCGUUGUCGUUUAUUUCCUGGUUUCUUUUUGUGUUAGCAUACAUCUUUUGUAGCAUUAACUGGAACUUGCCGCAGCACUAACGUCAGACAUCAGCAUGAUGCCGUACACGCCCGAGCACUGUAACAAAGUUAUUCUACACCUCAAAAAAUAGAAUCUCUCCGCUACUUGAUAAAUCGUGCGAAUGGUGCAAAACACAAUGCACAGCGGCUCUUAUCUAGCGUUGCCUGGCAGAAGUAGCUGGAGAUAAUUCAAACGUUGAGCCUGUGUACUGGUGCCAGAUUAUCUCUGUGUACC